AUGUCUGCUCCUGCCCACAAGUUCAAGGUCGCUGACCUGUCCCUCGCCGCCUUCGGGCGCAAGGAGAUUGAGUUGGCCGAGAAUGAGAUGCCUGGUCUCAUGUCGAUCCGCAAAAAGUAUGCCGCUGACCAGCCGCUCAAGGGCGCCCGCAUUGCUGGCUGCCUGCACAUGACCAUUCAGACUGCUGUCUUGAUUGAGACUCUUGUUUCCCUCGGCGCUGAGGUCACAUGGUCCUCGUGCAACAUCUUUAGCACUCAGGACCACGCUGCCGCCGCCAUUGCCGCGGCUGGCGUUCCCGUCUUUGCCUGGAAGGGCGAGACUGAGGAGGAGUACAACUGGUGCUUGGAGCAGCAGCUCGUUGCUUUCAAGGAUGACAAGAAGCUCAACUUGAUCCUCGACGACGGCGGUGAUCUGACCCAGCUGGUGCACGCCAAGUACCCCGAGAUGCUGAAGGACUGCUACGGUGUGUCCGAGGAGACGACCACAGGUGUCCACCACCUGUACCGCAUGCUCAAGAACGGCAAACUGCUGGUUCCUGCCAUCAACGUCAACGACUCCGUCACCAAGUCCAAGUUCGACAACCUUUACGGCUGCCGCGAGUCGCUGGUCGACGGCAUCAAGCGCGCCACUGACGUUAUGGUUGCUGGCAAGAUCGCCGUUGUUGCUGGCUUCGGCGACGUCGGCAAGGGCUGUGCUGUGGCUCUCCGCGACAUGGGCGCCCGUGUGCUCGUCACUGAGGUUGAUCCCAUUAACGCCCUCCAGGCCGCCAUGGCUGGUUACGAGGUGACCACCAUGGAGAAGGCUAGCAAGGUUGGCCAGAUCUUUGUCACCACCACUGGCUGCCGCGAUAUCCUGGUUGGCAAGCACUUCGAGGCCAUGCCCAACGACGCCAUUGUUUGCAACAUUGGCCACUUCGACGUUGAGAUCGAUGUCGCUUGGCUCAAGGCCAACGCCCAAUCCGUUCAGAACAUCAAGCCCCAGGUCGACCGCUUCCUCAUGAAGAGCGGUCGCCACAUCAUCCUGCUGGCCGAAGGUCGCCUUGUCAACCUUGGCUGCGCCACUGGCCACAGCUCAUUCGUUAUGUCGUGCAGCUUUACCAAUCAGGUGCUGGCUCAGAUCAUGCUUUUCAAGAGCAACGACGAGGCGUUCGCUAAGAAGUACGUCGAGUUUGGCAAGAGCGGCAAGCUUGAGACCAAGGUCUACGUCCUGCUCAAGAUCCUCGAUGAGGAGGUUGCUCGUCUCCACUUGGCUCACGUCAACGUUGAGCUCACUACCCUGACCAACGUUCAGGCUGAGUACCUCGGCCUGGAUGUUGAGGGCCCUUACAAGACCGACCACUACCGCUACUAA
Messenger RNA from Chaetomium globosum CBS 148.51, 1350 nucleotides. RefSeq names its product adenosylhomocysteinase. The record is from RefSeq and is a predicted model, not a curated record. Gene Ontology annotation, biological process: L-methionine cycle. NCBI's taxonomy places the organism in Eukaryota, Fungi, Ascomycota, Sordariomycetes, Sordariales, Chaetomiaceae. The coding region runs from base 1 to 1350 and encodes 449 amino acids. The transcript has 3 exons. Gene Ontology annotation, molecular function: adenosylhomocysteinase activity. Gene Ontology annotation, cellular component: cytosol.